AUGAAGCUGUCGUGCCUAGCCAUGGGUACGGGUCUGCUGAGCAUCCUUGAGAUCGCUUAUGCUCAGACCAGUGGCAUUUGGCUUGACUGGCCCUACAGCGUCGUCCAUCCGAACCAUACUUACGAACUCGGCUGGGAGAUCAAAAGGCGCUAUACCCUCGAGCUCCUCCUAGUCAAACAAUUCGAUGGUGGUUGGACGGCGGAGGAAAAGCUCUGGUCAGACGAAGAAGGAAAGCCACCUGGAGGUUCAUAUAACUGGACUGUUCCUACAGAGUAUGAGCCUGGAGCCAACUACGGCCUGUGGCUCCAUGGUGAAGACGUCCCUGAUGACCAACAAGGCUACGCCAACCUGACAGAAUGGUUCCAAAUCUCAAGCAAUGAGCCAAAGGAUGAUACACUCCUGCGACUAACCAAGCAAGACUAG
This is a messenger RNA of Exophiala oligosperma, 423 nucleotides long. RefSeq lists its product as uncharacterized. The record is from RefSeq and is a predicted model, not a curated record. The coding region runs from base 1 to 423 and encodes 140 amino acids. NCBI's taxonomy places the organism in Eukaryota, Fungi, Ascomycota, Eurotiomycetes, Chaetothyriales, Herpotrichiellaceae. The transcript is spliced from 4 exons.